Molecule: messenger RNA, 2373 nt
Organism: Zingiber officinale
Lineage: Eukaryota; Viridiplantae; Streptophyta; Magnoliopsida; Zingiberales; Zingiberaceae
Product: kinesin-like protein KIN-1
Exons: 15
Coding region: 915-2237 (440 amino acids)
Biological process (GO): mitotic spindle organization; microtubule-based movement
Molecular function (GO): ATP binding; microtubule motor activity; microtubule binding
Source: RefSeq, a predicted model, not a curated record
CGCAAUUAUUGAUUAUAUCUGUUUCUUUCCUUUUUAAGAAACAGAGUCUUGGAAACGUUUCGCGCGGAAAAAAACACUUGCUAUAGUGUACCCUCGGAGAAACUUAUUCGAGUUCCCAACCCUCGAGAGCCCGACCGAUGUCGUCUCUCCGCUGCCGCGUUCUUCGACGUUGAGAGUUCCCGAUCCUCGAGAACCUACCGACGCCGUCUAUCCGACCGCGCGUUCUUCACUGUGGAGCAGCAGUUCUUCGCUAGUGCGUUCCUCUCGGCGGACGCAGUAGAAUCCAUUGCGCGCAGCUUAUUCCGGAAGCACGACAAGAAGUAUCUUGAUGCGAACGAUCUUAACUUGGGCUCUAAGAAGUCUCUGUGCUCCUUGGUUUUCCAGUAGAGGCAUCCUUUCAUAGUGCAUUGGACCUACUUUCCGUAUGGAUUACAGGGAUGCAUGAUGAUGGAUUGGGACAUGCUUGUUUUCAUUGAGAUAGAAAUUUAUUAAAUAGCAUUUUAUUCACAAUUAAAUGGCUCAUUGGACCUACUACAUGAGCCAUUUUGAGAUAUCAAGAUGGGUGUUCAAAAGAAUUGAUAGAGCUCAAUAGGCUUGUCCUGGUCGCAUGAAUGGCUACUGUCUGACAGUCGCAAUUUUUAACCUAUAGGCACCGCCCCUAUUUGGAUUUUACCAUUCACUUGUUUGGAUGUUGUCUCUUUGAGCUUAACUUUUCGAGCGUUUCAAGAUUUUAUUUAGCUUAUGUUUAACCUUUUUUGCAUUUAUUUGUAUGCACUUCUUUCAGUUAAAACAUGGGUCUUUUUUUCCAUUAAAAGCUUUAGGAUCUAUGCAAGCCUCCAGCUUAAAAAAUUCUUUGCAUCUUAUUGCAGGCUGGUCCUAAAUUUGAAUGCUUUUAUCUCACUAAAUUGGAAAGGAUGGCCAACAUAACAGUUUGUGUGAGGUUUAGACCUUUGAUUUCAAGUGAGAAAAAACUGCAUGGUGAAUCUACAUGCAUUCAGGCCUUGGAUGCGCAGUCUUUUGCAUUCCAGGAUGAGAAGGGAGAAGAUGCCAUCUUUUGCUUUGACAAGGCAUUUUAUCAAGAUUCUGACCAAGUAGAAGUCUAUGACUUCCUUGCAAUGCCGAUAAUUGAAGGUGCCUUAAAUGGAAUAAAUGGUACGAUUCUCAUUUAUGGCCAGGUGGAGAUAUAUAUGGAUAAGAUAAGAGAUCUUUUUGAUGUAUCGAAAGACAACAUUCAAAUUAAGGAGAGCAAGUGCCAAGGAAUAUUUCUUUCUGGUGCAACUGAGAUGCUCAUAACAAAUGCUGUGGAAGCCCUUCGAUGCCUACAUCGUGGAAUAUCCAAUAGAGCUGUUGGCGAGACUCAAAUGAAUGUGGCGAGUAGCAGGAGUCAUUCUCUCUACAUAUUUUCUGUUCAACAGGAAUCUGUAACAGAUGGAAGGUCAAAAAUAGGGAAGACGGUUCUUGUGGACUUAGCUGGCUCAGAAAAAACUGAGAAAACAGGUGCUGUUGGAACACUACUUGAAGAGGCUAAGAGCAUAAAUAAGUCCCUUUCAGCAUUAGGAAACGUUAUCAAUGCACUGACAACUGGGAAAGUGAACCACAUUCCGUAUAGGGAUUCUAGACUCACCCGGAUCCUUCAAGAUGCACUGGGUGGAAAUUCCAGAACUGGAUUGCUUUGCUGCUGUUCCCCUUGCUUGACAAAUGCUUCGGAAAGCCUCUCCACAUUUCGCUUUGGAGCUAGGGCAAAGCUAUUAAAAUCUUCACCGAGAACCAACAUUUUAGAUGCAAAAGACGACAAGGAGCAGACUACAGAUUCUCAAAUUCAAGUGUACGAACAUGCAGUAACAAUAUUAGACAAGAUGGAGGAGAUUACUACCUGUCAAACUCCAGUGUGUACAUACGAAACACUAUUGGAAAAGCUGAGGCAGAAUCUCAGUGAUGAAAAUGUUGACAUGUUGGAACGGUUGUUCAAGCAGGAGGGCCUCAUUUUUGUUCCUCGGACUGUUGAAGAACUUGAAGCAGCAAUUCAAGAUGUAAGAGAAAAGACAAUUUCAGCACUGCAACAAAAGAUCGAAAAGUUCAGGGAUGCGAAUAUUGAGCUGAGGAGAGUGAAUCAUGCCCUCCAAGCUGAACUUGCAAUUGCUCGGGAGGUUGCGCAAAAAGUGGCUGAUCCAGUUGCAAACGCUCCUUGGUUCCACAAGAUCAUGAAAUCUUUUGCUUCUUAUGUCCCUUUCAUUUAAUUUCCUCUAAGGAGUGAAGCAAAUUGGAAACCUUAUGUUACUACAUUUUUGAUUGAUACACAAACAACACUUCUUUAACAAACAUUCUGGAAACUUUAUUUGAUCAAGGAAUUGCAAAAAUACCAUUGUUUGAACA